Molecule: messenger RNA, 2011 nt
Organism: Mustela erminea (ermine)
Lineage: Eukaryota; Metazoa; Chordata; Mammalia; Carnivora; Mustelidae
Gene: MICU2
Product: mitochondrial calcium uptake 2
Exons: 12
Coding region: 177-1484 (435 amino acids)
Biological process (GO): calcium import into the mitochondrion; mitochondrial calcium ion homeostasis
Cellular component (GO): uniplex complex
Molecular function (GO): calcium ion binding
Source: RefSeq, a predicted model, not a curated record
GCAGAAGUUCCCCUCCCGACGUUCUGAGCUUCCAGCGGGUAACCACCACAGAACGCAGGUUCGAGCGGCCUGGCGGAGGCCGUUCGGAUCUCGCGAGAUACGCGACUGCGCGGGAGUUCUCGAGUCCUGCGAAGAGGCGGUGGAGCCGGGCUCUGUGAUGGGGCGCUUCCGCAAAGAUGGCGGCCGCUGCGGCAAGAGGCGCCUGGCUGGCGGCCUGGGGCGGAAGACUGCGGCGUGGGAUCGCUGCCGGCCGGCGAGCUUUGCCAGGCCCCGGCCCCGGCCCCUUGACCGCGGCAGUGGCCGGUGUGGCCCUGGCAGGCACAGGAUUGGCAUGGUACCAUGGCCGCAUGAAUGUCGUGGCACCCGAGGGCAGCCUCACCGUCUUAGCACAGGAUAAUGUUGUCUCUGGAGAGAUGGGAGAAAAAUUGUCCCUUCGUAAACAGCGCUUCAUGCAGUUCUCUUCACUGGAACAUGAAGGAGAAUAUUAUAUGACACCACGAGACUUCCUCUUUUCAAUAAUGUUUGACCAAAUGGAACGUAAAACUUCAGUGAAGAAGCUGACAAAAAAGGAUAUCGAGGAUAUACUGGCAGGAAUCCAACCAGCUCGUUGUGGAUCAACUUUUUUUAGAGACCUUGGUGAUAAAGGACUAAUUUCGUAUACUGAGUAUCUUUUCUUGCUUACAAUUCUCACUAAACCCCAUACUGGGUUUCAUGUUGCUUUUAAAAUGCUGGAUGCAGAUGGUAAUGAGAUGGUUGAGAAAAAGGAAUUUUUUAAGCUACAGAAGAUCAUAAGUAAACAAGAUGACUUGAAGACAACAACAGCUAAUGAAACAGAAUGCCAGGAAUCAACAGUGAAAGAACCUGAAAUUACCACAACCCUUCAGAUAUAUUUCUUUGGAAAAAGAGGAGAAAGAAAACUUCAUUAUAGGGAAUUUCGAAGAUUUAUGGAGAAUUUACAAACGGAGGUCCAAGAAAUGGAAUUCAUUCAGUUUUCUAAAGGUUUGAGUUUCAUGAGAAAAGAAGACUUUGCAGAGUGGCUGCUUUUUUUCACUAACACUGAAAAUAAAGACAUCUAUUGGAAAAAUGUAAGAGAGAAGUUGACAGCAGGAGAGAGCAUUAGUUUGGAUGAGUUCAAAUCAUUUUGUCAUUUUACAACCCACUUGGAAGACUUUGCUAUUGCUAUGCAAAUGUUCAGUUUAGCUCAUCGUCCUGUCAGAUUGGCGGAGUUUAAGAGGGCCGUGAAAGUAGCAACAGGACAGGAACUCUCCAACAAUAUUUUGGACACCGUCUUCAAAAUCUUUGAUGUGGAUGGUGAUGAAUGUCUUAGUCAUGGAGAGUUUCUCGGGGUUUUAAAAAACAGGAUGCAUCGAGGUUUAUGGGUACCACAACAACAAAGUGUACAAGAAUACUGGAAAUGUGUGAAAAGAGAGAGCAUUAAAGGAGUAAAAGAAGUCUGGAAACAAGCUGGACGAAAUCUCUUUUAGAAAAAGAUAAUCUGGGAAUCCUCUUGUGCCAGAUGUCAGAAUUGGGAAUUUGUCAAAAAUACUAGGUUUUGUCUUCUUGAUUUUCUUUGUAAUAUAAAGAUGCCUUGUAUUUCUGAAUCAAUAGUUUCUUAAUAAAAUUUCAUUAAAGAACUUAGUAAAAUUAGAUACUGGAUUCUAUCAGAAGGCCUAGAAUUGAAGCAAUGUUUUGUACUUUGAUAAGAUGGAAAACCUAAUUAUUCACUUAUUUCUUAGACACAGUAGUACAACGUGCUCUUUGGAAGGGUGUCAACUUAGUACUUACAGAAAAAAAUACUUGGUACAUAAAGUCAAUAUCAAGUCCAGGAGUCCUGAUGUUCCCAGUAGGGCAAAUUAAAUUAAAAACUUCUCGGGUUUUCUUAUCUGUGUUCUCAUAUCUCAUAAGCUUCUUGUGUAUUUUAUUACAGUUAGCUGUAUAUUAGUUGUCUUUUGAAUGUGUAAAUGUCAAUAUCUUAUGUAGAAAUAAAAUAUUUACUCAGAUACAAAAAUUA